AUGCCUUCUAUUCUCAGAAAACUCUCUUUCAAUAUUAAAAAAUAUUUUUCAAAACUUUUAUCAAACAAACAAUACGAAAACCUAAUUUACAAAAUAGCAACUUCUACAUCUCUAAGUUUUUCUUAUCUUCAUUUUUUUAAUGAAGAAUUCCAAGCAGAUAUAGCUGAACUGCUUAAAAAAGGGCCAACUGUUCAUCGUGUUGUUGAAAUCAUAGUGCAAAAUAUUGAUCUCUAUUCAAAUAUGCUUGCAACUCAUAAAAUCAAACCUAUAAGGUUUGAUAAGAGACAAGUAUUUAAUAUAGAAGUUUCUAAUGAAGAAGAAUAA
Scutellospora calospora is the source of this 324-nucleotide messenger RNA. The record is from the annotation of a GenBank genome assembly. Lineage: Eukaryota; Fungi; Glomeromycota; Glomeromycetes; Diversisporales; Gigasporaceae.